GAGGGCGCUGCGUGUGUUGCGUAUGCUCGCAAGAGGAACGUAUUUCGUUUCGCUGUGAUUGGCCGGGUGGAGUUCUGGCGGAAGAAGCCGCGCAGUGCGGGUGGAGGGCGCUGCGGCAGGAUGAUGGGGUGGCCGGUGCCACCUAUGACUUACCUAUUACUGGGAGGACAGGGCCUGCUGCUCACCUUCUCCCUCAUCGCCUCCCAGAACCAGACCAGCCCUGGCUCCUCUGCAGAGCCCAGCACCACCCCUGUUCCCGAGCACAGAGACCCCGGGGGGCCCCUGGUCCUGUGCGAGUACUUACCAGAAGAGUUCAUCCAAUGUGAGGAUCCGAUGGAUCAUACAGGAAAUGUGACCAUGCAGCAAGAGGUUGGCUAUGGCUGUGCCAAGUUUGGAGGACAGGCCUAUGGUGACGUGGAGCAUACAAAAGUCAUGUGCCAUGCGCUAGAGGAUAUUGAAUGCGCUGAGCCUCGCUCUUUUCAGCGUGGGAAUAAACCAUGUAUCAAGUAUACAGGCCACUAUUUCAUCACCACAUUGCUGUACUCCUUCUUCUUGGGCUGCUUUGGAGUAGAUCGCUUCUGCCUGGGACACACGGGCACCGCUGUGGGAAAGCUGCUCACUCUGGGAGGUCUGGGCAUCUGGUGGUUUGUGGAUCUUAUAUUGCUCAUCACAGGGGGGCUCAUGCCUAGUGACAACAGCAACUGGUGUACAAUAUACUGA
Staurois parvus is the source of this 720-nucleotide messenger RNA. Lineage: Eukaryota; Metazoa; Chordata; Amphibia; Anura; Ranidae. The record is from the annotation of a GenBank genome assembly.